CGUGUCAUUCGAAGACCUAAAUCUUACAUCAGACAACAACAAAAAUCGAUAAGCUCUUAUGGCGCCGAUGAAUCUCAGAGAUAUACCGGAGGACUUGGUGCUCGACAUUCUCACUGGGCUUCCAGUGAAGGCGUUGAAGAGAUUCAGGUGCGUAUGCAAAGCUUGGUGUGACCUUUUCGGAAACCCUGAUUUUAUCAACAAACACUGCAUCAAACAAACCAUUCUCAAAAACCAAAGCUUCUUUGUGAAUCAUUACGACGAAACAGACGAAUGUAACUCUGUAAUCUCUAUAUUCGAGAGUGAUGGUGACGAAGUAUUGAAUUUCACAGAAACUAUUCCCAUACCAUUCAGUGAGGUAUUCUUAAAUAACCCAAUAAUCAUAGGUUCCUGUAAUGGCAUAGUUUGCGUGUCUGACGGUGUGGAAAAUAUUGGUUUCUGGAACCCGGCCACUAGAGAGUACAAGCCUCUCCCUCCCCUUAUCCCUUCCAUUGACCCCCCUGUGGUUCCUGUGGACGUGCACUCAAAUUGGAAACUUGGGUUGGGUUUCGAUCAAAGAACUAAGGACUAUAAGAUACUAUCAUUUGUCCUUACUUAUUUUGAGGCAUAUGACGUAGCAGUAGAUGAAGCUCAGUUGUAUUCACUAAAGAACGAUUCUUGGAGAGAGAUUCCUUCAUUCCCGGUGUUUGCUGGUGAUGUUGUACGAGGUAGCAUAUGCUUUAAGGGAGACUGUUACUGGUUAGCUUAUAGGGAUGAUCCUGCAUAUAAUUUUGAAGAUACUCCAUAUAUACUCUCCUUCAAUAUGGCCGAUGAAAAGUUUGAAAAGUUUGAGCUGCCAGAUUUUGGCCUUUCAAUUAAUGAUUACAUUUUAGAACUGGGAAUGUUCAAUGGUACUCUUGCUGUUAUUCUUUACACACGUCCUGGAAGGUUGUUUGAUAUAUGGGUGAUGGAAGAAUAUGGAGUAACAGAGUCUUGGGUUAAGAAAUGGAGUAUUGAAGCCGUUUCAGGACUAGCAACCAUUUCAGGACUUGUGUGGCCCUUGGGAUUUUUGAGAAAUUAUGGUGUGUUUUUCGAAGAUGAUGGGGGGCAGCUGGUAUUGUAUGGCAAGAAUAGUCAUGUGUUCAAAAAUCUUCGACUCUGUGGGCGUAAAAAUGAGCUACAGGUUGUAAAGUAUGUGGAAAGUCUAAUUCCAAUAGAUGGUAGACAAUAGUACGAUGAUCUUAUUAAAGCUUUAUUUGUAUAAACUUUUGUUACUUUUAGUGUAGAGGAAUAUUAUGGUCUGUUAUUUAUCAAGUUGCUGCUUUUGAGUAGGCUCGUAUGGGAAUGGUGCUUGGGUUUUUGUUUGAUUCAUGGGUUUUUUGUUGAUCUUUCUGUGUGUGGGUGCCUUGGAUGUCUGCUGUUAUCUGCAGAACAGUUCUGUUUCUCCUUUGCUGGUGCGUUGCUUUCCUUUGCACGAUUGCUGAUGCUGUUUUGGGCCGAGAUCCCCUUGUUGUUGUUGGGAGGGUCAUCUCUCUUCCAUGGGGUUUCUUUUGACGCAUUUGGAUUGGCGUUCUGUUUAAGAGAGAUGGUGGAUUUUCUGCGUUGGUUGGGUUUGUAGAUUGGUUUUCGUGUGCACAUCUGUUGUUGUCUUGGUGUUCCCUUGACUGUUACUUGAUAGUCCUUGUAUAGCAUUCUCCUUUGGGGGUUUCCUCUCUAAAUGCCCUUAGCUUGUACACUCAUCUCUAAUUAUCUCAAUGAAAUAGAUGGUUAGCAUGAAUUAGACGAGUUUUCCGGUUAAAA
This is a messenger RNA of Tripterygium wilfordii, 1776 nucleotides long. Its product is annotated as F-box/kelch-repeat protein At3g06240-like. The transcript has a single exon. The record is from RefSeq and is a predicted model, not a curated record. The coding region runs from base 59 to 1207 and encodes 382 amino acids. Lineage: Eukaryota; Viridiplantae; Streptophyta; Magnoliopsida; Celastrales; Celastraceae. Gene Ontology annotation, molecular function: protein binding.